This is a messenger RNA of Mycena indigotica, 372 nucleotides long. RefSeq lists its product as uncharacterized. Gene Ontology annotation, cellular component: mitochondrial inner membrane. Gene Ontology annotation, biological process: mitochondrial respiratory chain complex IV assembly. The transcript is spliced from 2 exons. The record is from RefSeq and is a predicted model, not a curated record. Bases 22 to 372 code for a protein of 116 amino acids. Lineage: Eukaryota; Fungi; Basidiomycota; Agaricomycetes; Agaricales; Mycenaceae.
UUCUUUUUUACAGGCAACACGAUGGCGGUAUUCCCAUCCCGUCCACUCAACCCAUCGCGUCUCAAUCUUCUCGUCCGACGAAAUCCCCUGAUAUUCGGUGUUCCAUUCAUACUGCUGAUGGUCGGCACGUCAUACGGAUUAAGCUACUUCACCCAGACGAAAUAUGACCUGCACGACCAACGCGUCAAGCAAGUCACGAAGGAGCAGGAACUCAAGCUGGAGCACGGCAGGCGGAAGUUCGAUAUCAGAGAGGAGUACUUUAGACUGAGCGCGCAGCCUGAAGAAGAUUGGGAUAUGAAACGCGUGCCACGACCUGAGGGGACUCCGGAGUGGGGAGUACCGCCAGAGAACCCGUCGCCCAAAUCCAAGUAG